Trichoderma virens Gv29-8 is the source of this 933-nucleotide messenger RNA. RefSeq lists its product as uncharacterized. Gene Ontology annotation, biological process: fungal-type cell wall organization. NCBI's taxonomy places the organism in Eukaryota, Fungi, Ascomycota, Sordariomycetes, Hypocreales, Hypocreaceae. The coding region runs from base 1 to 933 and encodes 310 amino acids. The transcript is spliced from 3 exons. Gene Ontology annotation, cellular component: cell cortex of cell tip; plasma membrane. The record is from RefSeq and is a predicted model, not a curated record.
AUGUCUAAGCUUUUAAGAUUUGCCAUUCUCAUUCCCCUAAUAUUCUCCUUUGUCGCCUUCGUCCUGACGAAUUUGGCGCUGUUUUCUGGAAACCAAAAGGGUUUCUUGGAAGAAUAUGCCGUCAUCAGAGUAAGCAAAAACCUGCUUAAUUCUCAAUGUCUGGGUACCAAGUCGGACAGCAGCAACGACGACAAGGGUGACGAGAGUCUCUGGGACAAGCUCAAGGACAAGGUUGACGACCUUGGAGACGAUGCCAAGGGCAAGAUCAACGACAUCGCGGGCGACAUCAUCGGCGACAUUGCCGAUGAGCUGGGCGUCAGUGAUUGGUACUCGCUCCACGUCAUGAACGCUUGCUGGGGAGGCUUCGGGCCAAACGCAACGACAUCGCAUUUCCAGCUCAACGUCACCAACUGCACUCAGUCAGCUGCCAAGAUCCGGUUCAAUCUCACAGAGAUCAUGGACCACCAGCUCUCCCUCGGGCCCUUCCACAUCAGCCUCGAGAGUAUCAAGUGGCCAGGCUCCAUCCAGCUCAAAAUCGCCGCUCUCAACAGCGCCCUCAUGGCGCUCUUCGUCUUCUACGUCCUGGGAGUGGGCUUCAGCGGCCUCUCCAUGCUGGCCUGCAUCCCGGCGUUCCUCUUUGGAGACAAGCGAAUCAUCCUCAUGAUGAACACGGCCCUCGCAUCGCUUGGCGCCGGCGUCAUCACCCUUGCUAGUAUCAUCGCCACAGCUGCCUCUUCAAUUGCCGUCAAUGCGAUCAACACCGAGGGCAAGCCAGUUACCGUGGUGGCUACCAAGGGCACAAAGUUUUACGGUCUCACAUGGAGCAGUACAAUUUUGAUGAUGCUGACGACGGGAUUCUGGGUGACCAAGUUUAUGCUGAUUUGGAAGAAGGAGAAGAAGGACCGCGAGAGGUACUCCAAGGAGAGGUUCUAA